Geosmithia morbida is the source of this 690-nucleotide messenger RNA. RefSeq lists its product as uncharacterized. The transcript is spliced from 2 exons. Lineage: Eukaryota; Fungi; Ascomycota; Sordariomycetes; Hypocreales; Bionectriaceae. The coding region runs from base 1 to 690 and encodes 229 amino acids. The record is from RefSeq and is a predicted model, not a curated record.
AUGGCACGGCGGCCUAUAUCGACGGCGUACGAUACGCAGUACUGCAGCUUUCACGACAUUGAGCUGGUAGCGCCGUCGUCGCCGCCCAACAACAUGGUCGUGUCCGACAGUCGACGGGACAAGCACGCUGAUCCCAGUACAAACACCAGCACCGGUGCCGCCGUCAGCCGAACCCGGGCACGGCCCUCUACUCGCCGCUCCGGUAGGUCGCACUACCAUGGCAAUUCAGUCCACAUGCCUCCAUCCGUAGGCGCGACAGCAACGCCAAAGCAACAGCUAUCGUACUUUCAAUUCCCUCCGCCUGACCCCAUGGACGAUGAGCUCGACCGCUCAACCAACAUGUCCUUCUCACACCCAACGGGCCAGCAACAACGACGGCAACAGCAGCAGCAACAGACCCUCCUCCCCCAGACGACACAUUACUGGACCAGCGACCAGACACGCCGCCUCGAGUACGCCGCCAUCGACGCUGCCAGCUGUGGUGUUAAGGGUUGGAUCCGUCGCCACCUACCGGACUGCAUCGGCGCCAACAGCUCAAAGAGGCACAUAUCCUUUGACGACGAUACCGGAAGUGUGAGGAGGUACCGUCUCGAGCUGGAGGAGGACGACCACAAAGGCGAUGAGAAUCCUGCCCAGUCUAGGAAGCCGUUGUGGCGGUUCUGGGUCAGGGACGGAGACAACAGUCAGUAA